ACCCCGCUUUCCUGGCCCCAGCAUAUCUUGAUGUCUUGGUACUCCCGAUGAACCGCUUUCAGAUUCUUCGCUCAAUCCUUCAUAACAUCACUUACAGAGUUUUGGGAUUUUGGAUCUGAUGAUUCUCUUGUCUUAGUUGCAACAGCAAGUAAUUUCUUGGGACUUUUUGUGCCCUAUAUUAUGUUUUUCUAGUUCAUUUUUGGAAGUUAAUUUCUGGAUCUAAAAGGUCGUAUAUUUGCAGCUGAGAGGGACUAUCUUACGAAUUAUUGAGUUAAAAGUUGAAGCUUUGGUCUGGAAAACGAGACAAUCAAUGAGCUCAUCUGGGUUUUUCCUUCUCUGUAUGCUUCAUUCUUUGGUGGCCUUAAGCUGUGGAGCUUUGAUGAUGUUCUACAGCAAUGAUCUGCUUGUGUUUAGCCAUGGCAGAGAGCGUGCCAGCAAGCUUUUAGGAUCAACACCUCAUGAUCAGCUGAUAAUCCAAACAUCGGAUUCAUUUUCGGGAUUGCUCUUGUUUGCAAUCGGAUUUCUCUUGUUCAUGGUUGCAUUUGUAAGGGAUAGGGAUUUCCAUAGCUUCUUUGCUAAAGGGUGUGUGCUUCUCCAUGUAUCCAUGGCAGUUUGGAGAAUCUACUUUGAGAGGAAGGUAGAGGGCCUUGGCCGCGAUUGGCUGAGGCUGGUAGUUGGUGAUCUUGCCUUGGGUCUCUCUUGGAUUUUCUUCCUCGUGUACUCUUGGAGGGAGAAGUAUGAUUAAUCCAUCGGUCUCGGGUUUCCCUGAACCUGCAUUGCUCUCAAUGAAAUCCCCGCUGGCUGGAUCUUGUUUUCAACGUGCUUCUGAGGAUGAAAAAUUGUCAGCUGGUGAAUUCGACUUUAAUUGAUCGCGAUUUGAUUUCUUUGUGUGUAUCUUCACAUCCAAUAUGUUUGAGUUACAAGCAUGUGAAUAUGGAUAUGAAAGACAGGUUUAAAACCCAUUUUCAUCUAUUGCCUUCUGGACAUAGCAAUAAUUUCUGGAUAUACCCUCAGCCUUGAAGGGUCGUUUGCAGGAAAAAAUUCUCCUAUAUUCUUUAACAAGUGAAAGCCAUUUACUCUUCUUGUUUCCCUCCCAAAUUCUGAAGAACAUGUAUUCACCUAAUCCCCUUCAUGUACAUUUUUCCGGAUAAUAAAGUUUAUUUGGGUUU
Molecule: messenger RNA, 1169 nt
Organism: Cuscuta campestris
Lineage: Eukaryota; Viridiplantae; Streptophyta; Magnoliopsida; Solanales; Convolvulaceae
Source: the annotation of a GenBank genome assembly